UCACAAUCGCGGCAGUUGGCCGGUUGCCGGGAGAAGUCGCCAUUGCUGUGGUGUUAAGUUAACCGAGAGGAAGCAGCGGGGUGAAGGUCUGCGCCGGGCUGUCUCUUGUCUCUCCUCCCAGCCGCCAUACCCCGAACUCGGCAACUUUAUCUUUGAUACUAGUAGGAUAUUCCUGGGCGACCAUGGCCUGCGGAGCGACGUUAAAACGCUCAAUGGAGUUUGAGGCCUUGCUGAGCCCGCAGUCCCCGAAGCGUCGUCGGUGCACCCCGCUGCCUGGAUCUCCCGCCACCCCGUCACCUCAGAGAUGUGGAAUGAGGCAGGAGAGUCAGCCCAGCCAGCCAUCCCAGCUGGGUGGAGACUGUAGGCUCACCCCGGAACAAAUUUUUCAGAACCUUAGACAGGAGUAUACACGUUACCAUAGACGAAGGCAGUUAGAAGGCGCAUUCAACCAAAAUGAAGCUGGCCAGUGUAGUGAAGUUCAGACCAGUUCCUCUCUUACAGCUCCGUCGUCUCCAGGGUCAAUGACUAAGAGAGACCAGCCAACCUUUAGCUUACGACAAGUAGGAAUUCUAUGUGAACGACUUCUGAAGGACCAUGAAGAAAAGAUAAGGGAAGAAUAUGAGCAGAUUCUCAGCACAAAACUACAAGAACAAUAUGAAUCAUUUGUGAAAUUUACACAUGACCAGAUAAUGCGACGGUAUGGGGCGAGACCUGCCAGCUAUGUGUCUUGAAAUUCUCAUCGAUCACCUGGGUACCAGUUUUGAGUUUUACAGCUGCUCCACAUUCUUGCCACCUAGGAGGUGCCACGGUUCUCUUUUUUUCCCCAUCUUCACACCGUGUCAUCCAGGUUUAACGUCAUUGCUGGCUGCCUUCACUUAUUUCUUUUUAAUUAUUUUUUUUUGUUAAGCUUUUCUGUUAUGUACAUGAACAUUUUGUUUUAAUACUGCAUUGCCCAAUAAAACUGACUGUAAUCUGACAGAUUGUAUUUUUUUUUAUUUUUUAUUAUUGGAUAAUCCAACUUUAUCCGAUCACCUAUGCCCUAUAUGGAAUUUUAUGUAAGGACUAUAUUUCUUUAUUUUAUUUUUUCUUUCAUGGCGUGAUAAUUACUUUGACCUCUGAAGAUUGAAGAUGGCUUUUGUUUUUUUGAUGCACUACAUGAUUUUUUUUUUUUUCUCCCUUUGGAGAGUUGUGGCUUAAAAAGGAUAUAAAAAUAAAGGACCAUACAAACUAUAACUGUGGCUUAAAUUAGUGAAUAGUGACAUUAACCUGAUUGCUAUAUACAUAACCAUGCCAAUCACAACCUGUUUACUCUGAAAUAUAUGUAUUUUUUAUUUAACUGGCUAUGUUUUGUUUGCUACAGACAAAUUUUUUUUAUUUUGUAGUAUAUCUGCCUGGAAAUUGAUGUAUGCAUUGUUUAAAGGGUUUAUGGUUUUUGCAUGAUCACAUACUGAGUGUUUUCUGUCAUUCUAUACUUUUACCAAUUCUUUAGAAAGAUGUCAAGAAGGAAGUAAAGUUACACACACAGCCUUUAUAUAAUAUUGUGCCUCUAGUGUCAUUUUGAAUUAUAUGGAAUAAAGGUUCCUGGGUUUAGUCUCU
This is a messenger RNA of Hyla sarda, 1596 nucleotides long. RefSeq names its product akirin 1 (gene AKIRIN1). Gene Ontology annotation, molecular function: transcription coregulator activity. Gene Ontology annotation, cellular component: chromatin; nucleus. The coding region runs from base 183 to 731 and encodes 182 amino acids. The transcript is spliced from 5 exons. Gene Ontology annotation, biological process: myoblast migration involved in skeletal muscle regeneration; positive regulation of macrophage chemotaxis; positive regulation of lamellipodium assembly. The record is from RefSeq and is a predicted model, not a curated record. Lineage: Eukaryota; Metazoa; Chordata; Amphibia; Anura; Hylidae.